This is a messenger RNA of Aphanomyces astaci, 3324 nucleotides long. RefSeq lists its product as hypothetical. Bases 37 to 3297 code for a protein of 1086 amino acids. Gene Ontology annotation, molecular function: calcium ion binding. The transcript is spliced from 14 exons. The record is from RefSeq and is a predicted model, not a curated record. Lineage: Eukaryota; Oomycota; Saprolegniomycetes; Saprolegniales; Verrucalvaceae.
GUUGGAUUCGAUCGGUCGCCCAAACGGCGCGGCAGGAUGGAAACCUCAACAACCAUGGACAUUACAAAGCUGUGGCGGCAGCCAGCUCAAGCUCAGCCAGCCCCACCAUCGUGCAAAGACAAAGACAGUCAGCCCCGACCACCCGCAAAAGUCCUUCGGCCGCAAUCCGGCAAUCCUUGCGUCGUCGCAAAGCCCAAGCGUAAACGCGUUGGAUCUGCCAAACCCACUCGGUUUACAUGGAACCUACUCGUCAAACACGACCAGCCCGUCGCCCCCGCGCUGCUAGAACGCGUGCGCGCGCUGACCAACCAAUCAACCGCCCCCACCAACGGCAUGGCUAGCACGCAGCAACUGCCUCGUUCAGCCAGAGUUAAAGAGGAGGACGAAGUACUGCCGGUGACCCCCGAAAGCUCCCACGACGACAAGAAGGCAGACGAUAUGCUGGUGAGAUACCCCCGCCGCAAAGCCACCGUGUUCGCGUCUCGCCCUGUCACGACGCCGCUGGCGUCCGAGCUAGUUGACGACUGCAACAUCGCCCCUGUAGUGGACCACGACACAAGGAGGAAACUCGUGACGUGGCUGCGCCAGUUUCCAGCUGAGCAGGGCGACUUUUUAUCGCCCAUCAACUACUUUGAGCUCAAGUAUUCGCAAGCCCGAGGUCUCACGUCGGCAUGGCGAGACCCGCAAAAGGUGCGACUGGCCGUCGCGUUUGGGAGUUUACACGGACUUGCGACCACGGAGACACCGAUUCCAUCCAUCUUUUUGCUGCAGUUGGUCGAGGAAUUGGGCCACGGUCUAUUUGAAAACUACACUGUGGUGCGGGACCAAGUCGCGGCCCUUGUUAACCCGUGCUUGCACUACUUUGAAUCAGCCCCCGCGUAUUUCGAGCGGUAUGCAGCGAAAUGCGAAGCACUGGCGGAGAUGCAGAUUCAGCUGCAUAAACUAACUGAACAAACCAACUCGAUCAAGCAGUCGAGUAUGUCUACCCAAGUGCUGUCAAAGCUGCGGACAAGUGUGGCGUUUGUCAAGCACAAUAAAAUAGCUCCAAAUGUGCACCACCAUCGGCUUCAUAGCGUCAAAGAUAUCUCGUCCAACGACGAGGACUUGGUGAACGAGCUACAAAUCAAAGACUUUAUGGAUUAUAUGGCCCCAGAUGACAUCGCGCACAUGUUAUUGCGGGUAUUGGACGACAAAACCAUGAUCUCGACGUUGACAUCUCUUGUGGACGCGAUGAACGAAGAUCAACGCAUGGAAUUUUACGCGUCGUACCAACGGUGCAUGUCGGCCGACGAGUUGUACUUGUUUAUUAGCCGCGAAAUGUCGGAAAAGAAGUUUGUGUCCCACCAGUCAAGCAACAACGCCCGACUCUCUAGAGCGAAAAGCGUGAUGCACCCCACCGACGGCUUUGUGGAUAAAUUACGGCGACUUUUAGCCAUCGAUCACAUUCCCCCGCCUCCCCAAAAGGAUCUCGUUUUUACCCCCGACGAAGAGCAUGUGCUCGUGACCGUGGCGGCUCUGAUGGAGCACUGUCAGGACAUCCGCAAUGAACUGUCCAGUUGCUCGCUCCAAGACGUGAUUCCCAUCCAUUCGUCUGUACGAAAUGUGUUGGAAAAGCUGCUCCAAUAUGGAGAUACGUCGAAGGAGUCCAUGGUUAGUGGAGGCAGCCAACUACAACUCAACAGCCAACCUAAUGACAAUGUCGACAACAAUAAGCCCAGCCCCCAAGACCCCGAGAACGACGACGACUUAGACGACGACGAAGAAGACGAGUUUGACGUGUCUGGUCGAGCCAAGAAGAAGUCGAGCGUUCGCCGCAAACUUCGUAAGCGCAAGGGGGCGAUUUCCCCCGUCAGAGCCAAGGCGGCGCGCGUGAUGCCUCUGGCGGACGUGUGCUCGGCCAUCUCGUCUCUACUGUGCGAAAAGCUAUGGCAGGAGGCCAACGAUCGGUCCAAACUGACGCUGCGGCCGUUUAUGAGGCAGUAUUUUAUCCGCGUUUAUGGGCUCAAGUCGCUCGCGAUGGCGCAUAUCAGUAGCUUCAAGCACUCGCUUGCGAUUAACCAGCAUGAGAACAGACGGGCGUCGCUCUUUUACUGGUUCCUCGGCUGCGAUGAAAGCCGCAAGUUUAGCGCAGACUACGCGUUCGAGUUCUUCAAGUCGGUUGUCAAGCAUGUGCUCGUGGUGCACAAUAAGGCGCCAGUCAAGCCAUUUCUCGUACAAACGACCCCCGAUGUCAUGACGUCGUUGGAAAGCAUCCAGUAUGCGUGGACGGAUCUGCUCGGAGAUGGAUGUGUCCUCGAUGAUGUACCUGACAACAACCUCAACUCGUCCACCAAGAAACGACUGGUCACCCUCGCCAAAGCCAUCGAAGUCACCAAGUUGAGCUUCUACGAUGGAAACGACCGCGAAGCCACAGUGUCUUUGUUUUUGGACGACCUCAAAGACCGAGUAAACCCCAUCGGGAUGGAGGACUUUUUAAGUGGAAUUAUGGACUGCUGGCUCAAGUUAUUCGAGUUUACUGUCCAAUUAAUCCGCGUGAAAUUCAAAGAAGCCGACAAGAACGGCGACGGCACCAUGGACUUCGAAGAGUUCAUAGCGUUCAUGCAAGCGUCCAACGUGCUCGGGUUCUCCGAGGAAAACAACGCCCAACUCACCACGAAUGGUACCAAACUUCAACGCCCCACGGCAUCCAUAUUUCGCAAACCGGCUGGGAGUAGCAGUAGUAGUAAUUCUACUAGUACUAGUACUAGUACUAGUGGGGCGACGACCAGCCCGACCAAGAAGGCGACGCUAGCCCCCGAUGCCGAGACCAAAAAGCGAGAGCUGGCGCGCACCGAAGCCCGCAUGCGACGGGAAGCCAUCGCGAUAUACGAUUCGCUUACCAACGAUGACAAUAUCAUCGACGAGAACGCGUUCAUAGAGUAUUUGCUCACCCAAGUGCAGUGGCUGAGCAACGAGGAAGACGCGACCGUCGUGGCUGCAGUCGUUGCUCCCAGUCCCAGUGACGCCAGCCCCAUUUCUCCUGUGGACCACAACCCGUCUAGUAUUACUAGUCCUACCACCAACUACUACUCGCCUACUACUAGUGCAAGCGCCGACGACGUCUCCGGCGGACGUACCCAAGACAUCCCAUUGGGUAUAGUCGACGCAACUCCACCUUGUGCUGCCACGUCAGUUGCCCUGCCAGAUGACUGGCCAGUUCAAGUCGCAGAAGCUACAGCUACGACGACCUCGACCCCAAUGGAUAUACUGCCUUUGGAUGGAAAUAGAGUAGUUAGUGGUAGUUCUGUGGUGGUGUAAUCAAAAUAUUACUCUAUUGGAUACUCG